AUGCAAACACAAGUGUAUGAGGGGUUGUGUGGAAAUUCGUUUUCGCUGGCUGAACCACUGAGUCAUAAACCCAAAGUGCUUCUUUUGGACACACUGGCUUUUCUACCUGUCUUUUUCUUGUUUUUCUUUAUUAUGGAUACCAUGGCCAAUAAUGCAACAAGUUUAGGGAGCCCAUGGCCAGAAAACUUCUGGGAGGAUCUUAUCAUGUCUUUCACCGUGUCCAUGGCGAUAGGCCUUGUCAUUGGAGGCUGCAUUUGGGCCCUGCUCGUCUGCUUGUCUCGAAGGAGGGCCAGUGCCCCCAUCUCACAGUGGAGCCCCAGCCGGCGAUCCAGGUCUUCCUACAACCAUGGACUCAACAGAAGUGGGUUUUACCGCCACAGUGGCUGUGAACGUCGAAGCAACCUCAGCCUGGCCAGCCUCACUUUCCAGCGACAGGCCUCCAUGGAUCCAGCAAAUUCCUUUCCGAGAAAGUCAAGCUUUCGGGCCUCUACUUUCCAUCCAUUUCUGCAGAGCCCGCCACUUCCAGUGGAAACUGACAGCCACUUGAUGACACUCCCUUCCUCCAGUGCCAGCCCUGGGGUCAACACAACCCGCAGCCUGGGCCGCCCAGAUUUCCACUGGUCCAGUAACAACGUGCGAAUGGGCUUCUCCACACCACCACCGCCCCCCGCCUACGAGUCCAUCAUCAAGGCUUUCCCGGAUUCCUGA
Molecule: messenger RNA, 708 nt
Organism: Elephantulus edwardii (Cape elephant shrew)
Lineage: Eukaryota; Metazoa; Chordata; Mammalia; Macroscelidea; Macroscelididae
Gene: MYCT1
Product: myc target 1
Cellular component (GO): nucleoplasm
Source: RefSeq, a predicted model, not a curated record